Messenger RNA from Sceloporus undulatus (fence lizard), 1669 nucleotides. RefSeq names its product KISS1 receptor (gene KISS1R). The transcript has 3 exons. The record is from RefSeq and is a predicted model, not a curated record. Gene Ontology annotation, biological process: neuropeptide signaling pathway. Gene Ontology annotation, molecular function: G protein-coupled peptide receptor activity. Gene Ontology annotation, cellular component: membrane. NCBI's taxonomy places the organism in Eukaryota, Metazoa, Chordata, Lepidosauria, Squamata, Phrynosomatidae. The coding region runs from base 1 to 609 and encodes 202 amino acids.
AUGACGCGUGGUUCUUUUGUCAUCUCCACCCCGGUGCUGUUUUACAACCGGCUGACGGAAGGCUACUGGUUUGGGCCGCAAACCUACUGCAGCGAAUCCUUCCCCUCCUUUUCCCACAAGAGAGCCUUCAUUGUCUACAACUUCCUAGCUGUGUACCUCCUUCCAUUGUUCACCAUCCUCCUCUGCUAUAUGGCCAUGCUGUACCGGAUGGGACGCCCUACGGUGGAGCCAUCUGACAACCACUACCAGAUGCAGCAGUUUACAGAACGCUCUCAAGCCACACGAGCCAAGAUCUCCCGCAUGGUGGCCAUCAUCGUAGCCCUCUUCACCCUCUGCUGGGGUCCGAUGCAACUCCUCAUCCUCCUCCAGGCCUUUGGCUCCAGUUUCCAGCGGAACUACACCACCUAUAAAGUGAAAAUCUGGGCUCAUUGCAUGUCCUACGCCAACUCCUCCAUCAACCCCAUUGUCUACGCCUUUAUGGGCGCCAACUUCCGGAAGGCCUUCAAGAAAGCCUUUCCUUGCGUCUCCAAAAGGAGGGUGGGCAACUUGAAUGCCACCGGCCGGGCCAACAUCAACACAGAAAUGCAUUUUGUCUCCUCGGGGAUGUAGCCAGAAAAAAGGAAUGGAGCUGGAGGCAUCAUGUUCUUUUUCUCCAACUUCUAGACAUGCCAGUCCUGGAGGUUUAGAAGCCAAAAGCUGAGAUGACCCCUUGUGAUGUCCUUAAGUGCUGGGCAUUGAGUACCAUUAAAUGUAUGGCUUAUAAGUACAAGGAGAAGGUUAGGUCCCUGUUUUGGAAAUUAAGACGAAAGCCUUUGCUAAAGUCUGGGCUAUUCCCAGAUGAUGGUGAAAUGAGGAAAGUAUUAACACAUUCUUACGUAUGGAGAUGGAAAAUUAACUUUUAAUUUAGCCCACUUGCUUCUAGGCAAAAGGUGAGCAUAGGGCAGAAUGGAGGGUGAGCCCUGGCACAACAACUAAGGAAUUUUUAAUUUAGCCCAAAGGUAGAGAUAGGGCAGAAUGGAGGGUGAGCCCAGGCCACAGAACUAAGGAAUCUUAAUUUAACCCACUUGUUUUAGGGAUGAGCCCUGAAUGGAAGGAGGAUACUAAUGGUGUUAAUAUAUACCUCUCUGUAGAAAGUCUUUGUAAAUUGCAACAAAAAUCAGUCCCAGGAAAAUGAAGCAAGCCUCUGCUGUACUGGAAAUUUGCACCCAACCCUUUCCUAUUCCCAGGAACUGAGCCCUUCUAAAACUGGAAAAACUGCACCCUUGUUUCCUGCAUGUUGACCCUUGAAAACUGGACUGGGACCAAUAUGAUGGAAGAUAAUGUCCUGGGACCUCACACAUCCCCCUUUGCUCCUACACUCUGGAAAUAAUGCAGUUUGACACCACUUUAAUUGCUGUGGCUCCAUAUUACAGAAUCCUGGGACUUGUAGUUCUGGGAAAGAUUUAGCUUUCUCUGGGUGCACCUACACUGUAGAAAUAAUGCAGUUUGACACCGCUUUAACUGCUGCGGCUCCAUCCUACAAAAUCCUGGGAGCUGUAGCUUGGCAAGGCCCCAGCCCUUUUGGGCAGGGAAGGUUAAAGACUUUGUAAAAGUACAAAAUCAGGGAUUCUGAAGACCAGGGUUCGAUUCCCAUCCCAACAAGGGAUGUCCUUGGGUAAGUCACACUCUC